Messenger RNA from Ictalurus punctatus (channel catfish), 10359 nucleotides. RefSeq names its product lactamase, beta-like 1b (gene lactbl1b). The coding region runs from base 7583 to 9286 and encodes 567 amino acids. The record is from RefSeq and is a predicted model, not a curated record. The transcript has 9 exons. NCBI's taxonomy places the organism in Eukaryota, Metazoa, Chordata, Actinopteri, Siluriformes, Ictaluridae.
AUGCAAUGCCUUAGAAAGUGCACUCAUGCUCCUGUGCACUCUGCAAUGCAAUUGCUGGGCUGUCUGUUUCCCAGAUAUUGCAGAUGGUAGAUAAUCUGAAUUCCUGGGUCUGAUAUAAGGAGGAUUUAACUCAGCCAUGAUACAAACAUCUGGUGAGGCUCCAGCGUGAGCUAGCUGGUUCAGAGAACAAACGUACCAUGCACAUCUCCUUUUUUAUGGGAAACUCCUCCUAAUUUUCUCCUUGGGACAAAAGGGCUGUAAAAUUCAGGGCUGUAAAAAUGGGGAAGACCGGAAGUAAGUUUGUCCGGACUGAGUCCUCAACAGAUGGAGUUCAAUCACUGCACUCCACAUCUCAGGCCACCUGAUUGAAUCAUGGACACACCUACUUUUCAUCAGCUCAUCAAUCAGCAGCAUAUAUAAACCCAGAUUCACCAACCACUCAUCACCAGAUUGUUCCGGCUUCAGUGUGGUCCAGCACCCAUGCUACUGCCUGCUCUCCCACGGCUCACAUCCUGCUAUGCCCAGCACCACCUGCCUCCCUUGUGGUUCAACAGCACUCUGUGCCGUGGCGCAUCGGCUGAGCCCUCAACUCUCCUGUGGCGGCCCCAAAUCCCGACCCUGACUGCACUUUAUGCCAGUCCUUUAUCACACAAUCCUGCUUCUUCUUCUCAUCAAUAAAUCCUCCUAACCUUCAGUCACUGUGUCUGUGUUCAGUAUUUGGGUUCCCCAGUCUCUGUGUCCUUACCAGAACAAUCUGGCCACCAUGGACCCAGCAGAACCAGACCCUUCGCCGUGAGCUCUGUCCCAUCAGUGAGCGCUCCUGGGACAGCAUGAGUAACAACUUUGCACCCUUACCAAGACCCACCAAGCCAUGGCCCACCAGAUUGGGCUCCUCACUGAGGAGCUCUACCGUAUCCUCCCCCAACUGACCCAGACAUCUUCUGGCUCCCAUCCCAAACUGUCUACACCAUUGACCCUUCCUGCUCCUCCUCCUUGUCCAUCAUGGCAUGAAGCCCAUGUCCUAGAUCCAGAACCCUAUGUGGGCAACUUAGGGAGGUGCAAGGCCUUCCUGCUCCAGGGUUCCCUCGUGUAUGCCCGGUGUCCCCAUACCUAUGCCUCAGAUGAAGCCAAGGUGGCCUGUAUCAUGGGACUUCUAAGGGGGGAUGCCCUAGCUUGAGCCACUGCUGUGUGAGGGUAACAGCCCCCUCUGCGGUCCUCCAUCUCUUCGUUCACUGAUGAGCUCCAGAGGGUUUGCCACCACCAAGGGAAGGAGGCUGCCAUGUGUCUACUCUCCCUCCGCCAGGGGCCCCGCAGUGUAGCAAAGUAUUCAGUGGAGCUCUGUGUCCUGGCCGAGAGAGACUGGGUGGAACAAGGAGGCACUCCAGGGAGAGUUCCUGAACAGGCUCGGUGAGCAGAUGAAGGAUGAGCUGGCUGUGAAAGAUGAAUCAGAUUCUCUUGAUGUGCUGAUUUCCCUCGCCAUUCAGCUGGAUACCCACCUGUGAGAGCGGCGCUGAGAGAGGGCCGGCUGGCCCCAAACCCCCCCCGUCUGCCUUCCCUCUUGUCCAGCAACCUAGCUGAAGAGCUUCAGCCCUUAGGGCCCUUCCAGAUCCCCCCUGGCAGCCGAAGAACCCAUGCAGGUAGGUCAGGCCCAGCUCACCCCAGCUGAGCGUGACCGCCAGUUCCAAGUGUCUACUGUGGCCAAUCAGGCCACUUCAUUGCCACCUGUCCCCUUUACCUGAAAUGAGAGGCUUGCCAGUAGAAAGGGAGCUACUGGCAAGCUGCUCACCUCAGAUUUCCCCAUCCUGGCUCCAAGUUUCUGCUACCCUGCAACACCAUCUCAUAUCCAUCCGCCUACUUGCCCUGACUGACUCCGGUGCUCAGGACAGCUUCUUGGAGCAUGCAUUAGCAUCCCAGUCUGGCCUUCCUGUGGAAUCUCUGGAUCCCCCCAAUGGUUAACAUGCUGGACAGGAGACUCUUGGCCAAGGUGACUCACCAUACUGUUCCAUUGCACCUGGUUCUUUCAGGUAACCACUGAGAACUCAUCCAGUUCAAGAUCAUCUCUUCCCCUAGCUGGUCAGCUGGGAGAGUUGUCACCUGGAGUCACUUCUGCCAUUCCUCCUGUCUGAAAUCUGCACCUCCUCCCAUGGGGUCUGCUAGCACACUUCCUACCCUAAGGCCUCCAGACCUCUCAUCCGUGUCCCUUGUGGCUGGCAUAAUCUGUCCUUCCUCCUUCGCCAUGUGUGCUGGCUUCUUCUUUGUGGACAAGAAGGACAAGACCCUUCCCCCCUGCAUUGACUAUCAGGGUCUCAUUAACAUCAGAGUCAAAAAUAAGUACACCCUACCGCUCCUCAACUCUGCCUUCGAACCGCUGCAUGGGGCCACCAUCUUCACUAAGUUGGACCUGCGGAAUGCAUACCACCUUGUCCACAUCAGAGAGGGGGAUGAGUGGAAGACAGCAUUCAAUACCUACCUGGGCCACUUUGAAUACCUGGUUAUGCCAGUUGGCCUCACCGAUCAGGGCUUGGCAGUGUUCCAAGCCCUGAUCAAUGACAUUCCCCGAGAUUUCCUGAACUGUAUUGUCUUUGUAUACCUGGACGACAAUAUCGAUCUUCUCCCGAAACCCUGCUGAGCACAUUUGUCAUGUCCGUCAGGUCCUGCAGAGACUGUUGGAGAACCGCCUGUUUGCCAAAGAGGAGAAGUGUGAAUUCCAUGUCAACUCAGUCAGGUUCCUGGGGUUCAUCAUUGAGAGUGGGUGGGAGAGGGUGGACCCCGAAAAGAUCCAAGCGGUCAUCGAGUGGCCCAGACCUACCACCUGGAAACAUUUUCAACAGUUCCCCGGGUUUGCGAACUUCUACUGCCAGUUCAUAUGAGACUACAGUCUACAGGUUUACCUCCACCUCUACCCUCUUUGUGUGGACCCCUGAGUCUGCAAAGCAUCUCAACUCCUGUCAAGCACGUUGGGCCCUGUUCUUUGGGCAGUUCAAUUUUAUGAUCACCUACAGCCCUGGUUCUAAGCCCGAUGCCUUCUCUUGCCAGUUCUCUUAAGAGGAACAGGACACCCUAGACCCUAACACCAUAUUCCCUCUGCCCAGCAUGGUAGGGCAGUCACAUGGGAGAUUGAGUCCAAGGUUCUGAGAGCACAACACACCCAACCCGACCCAGGUAAUGGGCCGCCUCGUCACCUGUUUGUCCCCUAUGCUGCACGUUCCCAGGUCCUCCAGUGGAUCCAUGGGUCCUGGUUCGCAUGUCAUCCUGGCUCCAACCGCACCCUAGGCUCCUUGAAAUGGCACUUCUGGUGGCCUAUAAUGGAUGCCGACACGCAAGCCAUCUCCAACUGCUCCAUGUGCUCCUGUAAUAAGGCCCUACACCGCCCACCUGCCGGCCUACUUCAACCCCUUCUGAUACCCAGUUGUCCCUGGUCGCACAUCGCCUUGGACUUUAUACCAUCAUCCUUACCAUAAUAGACCGGUUCUCAAAAGCUGUACAUUUUUUGGCCCUUCCCAAGCUCCCAACUACCCGAGAAACCACAGACAUCCUUGUCAGCCAGCAUCUUCCUCCUGCCCAGCAUCCCCCAGUAUAUUUUCUGAGACCGCAGGCCGCAAUUCGUUUUCCAGGUCUGGAGGGCAUUCUGCAAUGUCCUUGGGGCCACUCUCAGUUUAUCCUCCGGGUUUCACCCCAGACCAAUGGCCAGGUACAGCAGGCCAACCAGGAGUUGGAAGCACCACUGAGAUGACCGCCGUCGGGUUCCCGCACCCAACUAUCAACCAGGUCAGAAGGUAUGGCUUUUGGCCAGGGACAUUCCACUCAAGAUACAAGCCAAAAAACUCUCACCCCAGUACUUGGGACCAUUCACUGUUGACAGCAUUAUCAAUCUAUUGGCAGAUAAGCUCCAGCUCCCUAGGUUCCUGCGCAUCCACCCCAUCUUUCAUGUCUCCCAGCUCAAGCCAGUUCAUGACAGCCCCCUGACAUGUGCUGUGUCAGCUCUCACACUGCUUUCACACUGCCAACAGCACUCAAGCCUGCUCCAGCUGAGCCCUCGAUUCUGCCGUGGUGGACUCAAGUUCAAAUACCGACCCCAGCUACACUUUAUUGCAGUCCUAUUCUAUUUCGUCACUGUGUCUGUGUUCUGCAUUUGGGUCCCCCAGUCUCUGUGUCCUUAACAAAAAACAGGAUCAUCCAAGAGCAAAAAAACAAGAGUGAGAGCAAAAACAAUGUGAUAUAAUACAUACCUUAGACUCAGAAUUACUCUGGGUCCCAAAGCAGGCAUUGCCCAUAAUGAGUAAAGCCCCCAGCAAAGCAGGUAGGUGGAGAGAUGACCACCAUGAUUGGAGGCAGAGUGACAACAUCCUUACUAAAGACAGGUAGUGGAGUGAUAACAUCCUUGCUGGAGUUAGGUAGCAGAGUGAAAAUGUCAUUACCAGAGUCAGGUGGUGGAGCAACAAUGUCCCUGACUGAGUAAGGUGGAGGAGUGAUGAGGUCCUUGCCAGAGUCAGGUGAUGGAGGGGACUGGACACGAGAAGCCUUGUCGACCAUCAUGCUUGGGCAUGGUUUAUGAGGCUGCCUCAUCAGCAUCAUAGAAUGGGAGGCUGACAAGGCAUGGCUAGAGAGGCCACACCAUAGGCAUCUGUCUUGAUCUGGUUUGGUGAGACUGCCCUGUCGGCCUCUGAAUUGAGCUGGGCUGGAGUGGCCACCCUAUCAGCCUCUGGCUUGACUUUGGUUGGAGUGGCUACGCUAUCAGCCUCUGUCUUGAGAGGCCAGCCUGUAGGUCUCUGGCUUUAGCUUGGGUGGUGAGACUGCCUCAUCAGCUUCUGGAUUGAGUUGUGCUGCCCCCUGAUGGCUGCCCUAUCAGGCAUAACUGCAUCAAGCCUGUGACUCACUGACAACACCAAUUUGUUGGUUUCAUCUUUUGAGAUGCUUUUCCAAUCUUUUACGGCAGCAUCAUUCGUUGUUUCUUUCAGGGGUUUCUUCCUUCAGUCUCCUUUUCAGGAGGUUAAAUGCUGCUCAACUGGGUUAAGGUCUGGUCAUUGACUUGAGCAGUAUAAAUCCUUCCACUUUUCCAGCCGAAAAAGUCCUUUGUUGAUUUGGCAGUGUUUUUUGGAUCAUUGUCUGGUUCCAUGUUAAAGUUCCUCCCGAUUAAUAAGGAUGCAUUUCUCUGUAAAUUGGCAGACAAAAUGUUCCUGUAAUAAUCAAUAAAGAUAAGUGAGCCUGUUCCAGAGGUAGCCAUGCAAACCCAAACCAUGUCACUACCUCCUCCAUUUUUCACAAAUGAGCUUGUAUGUUUGGAUCAUCAGCAAAUCCUUUCUUUCUCCAUACUUUGUCCUUUCCAUCACUUUGGUAUAGGUUAAUCUUGGUUCCAGAACUUUUGUGGCUCAUCUCUCUAUUUCUUUGCGAAUUCCAAUCUGGCUUUCUGAUUCUUACUGCUGAUGAGUGCCAUGCAUCCUGUGCAUCUAUUGCCUCUAUAUUCUGGUCUUAAAGUCUUCUUUGUAAAUUGAAUUGUGAUUCCUUAGCCCCUGCCCUGUGGAGCUUGUUGGUGAUGUCAUUGACAGUUGUUUUUGGGUUUUUCUUCACAGCUGUCACUGUGUUUCUGUCAUCACCUGUUGUUUUCCUUGGCUGAUCGAUUCGGCCUCUUGCACUUAGUACACCAGUGGGUUCUUUUUUUUCCCUGGACAUUCCAAAAUGUUGUAUUGGCUAUUCCCAAUGUUUGUGCAAUGCAUCUGACUGGUUUUCCCUCUUUUAUCAGCUUCAAAAUGGGUUGAUUUUCUCCCAUAGUCAGCUCUCUGAUCUUCAUGUUGGACUGCAUUUGUUGUUAAAAAGGACAACCUAAUUUAUAUAGCACCUUUAAAGCAGCUUCUCAAGGCAUUUUACACAAUAAAAAUACAAAGAAAAUAAAAAUACAUAGAUAAAAACACAAAGCGUACAAAAAAAAAAAAAGACUUGAAUACAAAAUAGUUAAAACCAUCAAGAAAAAGCUAGCCUAAAAAUUUGUUUUUAGGUUAGAUUUAAAAACGCUUAAAUUCUGUGCAUCUCUAAUAUUAGCACGGAGUGCAUUCCGGAGUCUAGGAGCAUAUGGUGAGAAAGCCCUGUCCCCUACAGAUCGCAACCAUGUCUGUUUACAGCCAGUAAACCAGCUCGAGAGGAGCGCAAAUGAUGCUUGGGAGUAUAUAAAGUUAAAAGUGCAGACAGAUACUGUGGGGCCAGACCAUGCAGUGCCUUAUAUGUGAGCAUAAAGAUUUUAAAAUCAGUGCGAAACCUGAAUAGGAGACAGCGCAAGGACUUCAGUAUCGAUGUCACCAGUCUUUUUGAACAGAAUGUGCACACAUUGCAAUUUAUUUAGUGUGGUUUUAGGAAUCAAUACGAGAAAAAACAAAAGUGUUGAUAAGCCUUUCAGUCACAGGAAAAGUAUAUUGCACAUGUGGGUCAAAAGAUAUACUUGAAUCAAAAAUAACUCCUAAUUUUAAUUUUUUUUUUUUUUUCAUUUUGAACUCAGAAAUAGCGCCGGCUUAGAGUGAAUAUAAAUCUGAGUAUUAUCUGCAUAGAAGUGAUAAUUAAGCCUGAGAGAUCUUACAAUAGUAAACAGUAAGGUAUGGCCUGCGCUUCUGCUGUCAGAAGCCAACCAGCCAGAAGUGACUCGAUUUGCAGGGAUUAAGGGCAACCCUACUGUGGUUGGGCUUGAGAGGAGUAAAUCUCAGGAUUAUAAUGUCAAGUAGUGUCCUGAGGUGGGAAAGGAAAUAGAAUUUUCAAAGCAUUUCACAGCAAUGACAAUCCCAAACUAUUGCCCAAUAGUCAAAGGUCAGCCAUUAUGAUGUUCAGCACUUUUGAAGUAAAUUCCAACAUGAAGAAUCAGCAUAUUUGUAGAGACUGAAGAAAGUGUAUUUUUAUAUGGUGAGUACUGCAUGCUUUAUUAUACGGAUUUCUACUGGGUUUCACUCUGUAGAAUUACCACUGUGUAGCUCAGUCAGUCUUGUCUGAAAAAAAUAUAGCAAUAAGUAUCACUGGGUUUGGUAACAAUUAGGUUGUUUUUUGUUUUGUUUUUUAGCUGGUUUCACCAUCACCCCAAAAAUACAUCUGUUAGAUUUGAAUUGGACUUUUCAGUCUAUCAUCUAUCUCUCAUAGAACACCAUCAUUGUGUUUCGUGUUAAUCCAAUAAAAAUAGAGACGAGACUUUGUGUGGGGUUUAUUGCUACGUUUUUUUUUUUUUUUUGCUGAUUUAUUGGUUUAUUGGGGAUUUUCUUCCUAUUCUUAUUCUGUCACACACUAAUCAGAUUUACUGUAUUUGGGAAUUAAUCCAGACUUCAUGGUGAAGCUGUUAUUUGAAUGGAUCUUACAUCUAAUUAAAAUAGUAAUUUAUUCCUUUCUUUAAUUAAACAGUAAAACUGAAAGUGUAUUUAAAGAGCAAGUGACAAAGUCCAAUCCAAUAGGGUUAAAUGAUGCAUCUUUGUGUUUAUCAAAAACACCAUGAACAAAAAAAUCAGAAGAAUCAGUUUCUGCCUAAGCUUUACUCCAUGUGUUUAUUAUCCUGUAAUAUGUAUUUAUUCAGCAUACUCCAGCGGCUGCCAUCAAGAGACUUACCACAACCAGCAGGAUGGAUGUGAAAUGGACUCAUUUAGGUUUCAUCUUCUUUGCAAUGCUGUCUAUCAUUAUGACAGGCUGUUUCCUCUGGCAAUAUCAUCUGCCCAAGCUAAUGCCUGAAGAAGAUCUGGCAAAAACUCUUAAAUCUGAGAAGCUAUGUCCCCGAUACCCCAAGCCCACUCCAUUGGAGCACCCAAUCCCCUACCUGAAGGCAGCACUGGAGAAAGUGGAUGCAGUUCUCAGACAUAGCAUCAAUCCCACCAGCCUCCCCACAAUAUCUGCCAUCGUCAUUUACAAUGACACCGUGUUGUGGACAGGAAACUUUGGAAAGAGGAAUGGCAGUGACCCUAAAUCAGCACCUCCUAAUGAGUAUACCAUCUACAGGAUUGCAAGUAUAUCUAAGAUCUUCCCCACUCUGAUGCUCUACCGACUAUGGGAGGAUGGUAAAGUGGGCUCAUUAGAUGACCCACUGGAGAAGUAUGUGGAGAAUUUCACCAUCAAAAACCCACUGGGGAAGAGCAAAAAUUCCGAGCUGAAAUAUGUGACAGAUGGUCUGAUCUUCCUGGAUAGCAGUGAGGUUCAGAUUCGCUCUUCCUCAGUUACGCUGCGUAGAAUGGCCAGUCAUCUCUCUGGUUUACCAAGAAGACUUCGCUCCACUAACCUGCUGUGGAAGGGCAAGACUCAAGCUGCAAUCAAUCUUCUACAGGAUGAUGUGCUGGUUGCAGAUCCAGGAACCAAAUGUCACUACAGCAACUUGGCUUUUUCCUUGUUGGCCCAUGUCCUGGCUGAGAGGGUGUUGGGUUUGAAUUACCAGCGCUGGAUUACUGACAACAUCCUUGACCGGUUGGGAAUGGAGGACACGGGCUUUGAUAUCACCCCCAGCAUUCAGAGUCACAUGGCUGUUGGCGUCUAUGCCAACGGCCAACCUGCACCACUCUAUGACCUAGGUUGGUAUCAGCCAUCGGGGCAGAUGUUCUCUACAGCUGCUGAUCUGGCCAAACUAGCCAUGAUGCUUCUUGGCACUUAUCAUCGCAAGCUUCUGGAGCCAGACACUGUAAAGAUAAUGCUCACUCCCUUGUUCCACUGUGAUAAAGAUUACUUUGCCAACCGCACUGGAACUCCAUGGGAGGUGAACGAACAGCUUGGUUAUGAGUUACUUCGUAAAGAUGGGGACUUGGAUGGGUACUCCGCCACAUUCUCCCUAGUACCUCGACUCAAAAUCAGUAUGGUUGUUCUGAUGGCAGGUACAAGGCCUCAGAACCAGGAUGUGAUAUCCAAGGCCUAUUCAUAUAUCAUUCCAGCCAUGGAGAAAGCUUUCAGAGAUGCCAAGCAGGUCCUUGUGCCUCCCCCCAAUCCUGUGCCAUAUGUAGGGUUCUACACAUACAGUAACAUCACCUUUUAUGAGAUCAAAGCUGGACCAGAAGGAGUCCUCAUCAUGCAGCAGUUUGGGCCUCAAAUUGAGAGCUUGAUUCCUGAGAAAUAUCGAACCAUAAAGUUGUCUUACCUUGUAGAUCGAGUUUUUAGAGUUGUGUUUGAGAAACAAUACCCCUGCAUUUUACAGGUGGGUUCUGCCUCAGUGUCAUUGGAAGCCCAGGAUGGACAGCUCUUCAAUUUCUAUAUGUUUGGUAAAUUUGGGUUAUCCCCUGGCUUUGAUGCACCAGGUUUGAACACUUACAAUGUGGUCCGAAUCACCCACAGACCCAUAUUUUCAAAGUGAAGUCUAAUAUCCAAAAAAACUAGAGACUGUGCAGUAUAUGGCAGAAUAAAUGGCAGAAACAUUAGGGUAUGUCACUUUUGACCAACUCUAAAUCUGCAUGAUUGAAAUCUUACAUCAUAGUUGUUGAACCCAUGAUUUUCCUCAGGUACUCUGGUUUCCUCCCCUAGUCCAAAGACAUGUGCUGUAGGCUGAUUGGCAUUUCCAAAUUGUACGUAGUGUGUGAAUAUGUGUGCGAUUGUGCCCUGUGAUGGAUUGGUACCCUGUCCAGGGUAUCCCUCGCCUUGUGCCCAAGUUCCCUGGGAUAGAUUCCAGGCUCCAUUGCAACCCUGUGUAGGCUAAGCGGUAUAGAAAAUGGAUGGAUGGAUGGAUGAAUCAAUUCUCUUCAAACUUUUUUAAAAGCCAAAAUACAGAUAUCCUGUUCGUGUAAACAUGAUGUAAACAUGUAGACUUUUGCUUAAUUUUUCCCUAUUAAGUUGUUCUUGAGGCAAAUUUUACUUCAAAGCUGGGCAUACACUACAAAAUCUUUCACUGAAUUUGCCCAGUUAUUACUGGAAUUUAAAUUUUAUGACUGAUCAGAACUGAUCUGGUGGUGUGAGAUGGUAAAUGUCUCAAUAUAUUUUUCCAGAUGAUCAGAGGCCUUCCAUUUUUUUCAAAUCUGUGAUUUUAAGGACUGAAUCUGUACGUCUUUUAGAGUUAUAUGGAAAAUGUACAGAUUACACUGAUCUUGAAGGGGAGGGGGGGGGGGUGUUUGAGACAAGACACAUAAUCAGUCUUUGUGUGCAGUUCAGUAACGAGAAUGAGAACUCUCAUUACCAUUUUUGCACACUUUGUUUGUGUAUAAAACCUCCGCGUCUCCAUGAUAAUUUCAAUCACAUCACAACAGGACUGUCCCUCAUGAUUUGGGAUACUUGAGAGUCUUUUUUUCUGUAUAAAAAAAAUUUGUAGGUGUAAAAUUUUAUGCUUUGUUUAUAUGAAAUUAAUUCAAAUAAGCAACAAAAUGUUUGUGGUCCAUGUUCCUUUGUGUUCAUUCAAUUUUCUAUUUUUAAAACUGAAAUAAAAUUUGGACAAUGGUC